Vicugna pacos (alpaca) is the source of this 10650-nucleotide messenger RNA. Lineage: Eukaryota; Metazoa; Chordata; Mammalia; Artiodactyla; Camelidae. The record is from RefSeq and is a predicted model, not a curated record.
ACCUCGACUCCGCCGCCGUCCCUGGACCGCCGCAGGGCCGCAGCCUCCGCCAGGGAGCGCGCUCCUCGGCCGCCGCUCGCCGGCGUCCCGGGAGCCCGACAAAGAGCGCGCCGCCCGCCCGCAGUCGCGCCCUGAGGCUCCGGCGGCUCGGCGGGCGAUGGGAGAUGGAAGGAAGCGACGCCGCGGCAGAGACAUUUGUUUGGGUUAACAGUGCAUCAGCACAUUCCCAGAGUGUUGCCAAGGCCAAAUAUGAAUUUUUAUUUGGCAGAUCUGAAGAGAAAACUCCAGAUACUAGUGAUCAUGGAGGAAGCACUUUACUCCCACCGAAUGUCACGAAUGAAUUUCCAGAAUAUGGGACCAUGGAGGAAGGUGGAGAAGGCCUGAGAGCCUCUCUCGAGUUGGACGCUGAGUCUCUGGCAUGCCGCCCACAAGGGCCGCAGGGGGUCCGGCUUCUUGCUGGCCAGCACUCUGGGCUUGCCAGUGGUACAGGAGGACCACCAGACGUCGGAGAGGCCCCCUCUCAAAGUCACCUCAAGGAACAGAGUUUACAACCCAUUGACUCUUUGAUUUCAGCUCUGAAAGCCACAGAAGCCAGAAUAGCUUCAGGAACGUUGAAGGCUGCAAAGGUACUGGACAGAGAUGUUGCUCCUGGCUUUUCCGUCCAGCAGGUGGAAAAAGAGCCUGACACUGCCAGUCAUAAAACGCAGAGAGCCAACGAACUGUUCCCUGCUGGCCGAGAAAAGCCACCAGAUAUACCUCUUUCCGCUGAAGUUAUGACUGAGGAAAAUUUUUACUUGAGUAUCCAGAAGGAUCUGACUGCACUAUUAACUGGAGAAACUCAAGCAGAGCUUUCCCGAACCGCUAAUAAUGGAAGAAAGGGCGUUCUCCACGUGCAGGAGCCAGCUCAUCCAGCAUCCUCCGUGGGGAGCCCAGCCACCCACAGCUCACUGGGCAAUGCUGGUUUGUUGAGAGAGAGGAGGUCUGAUCAGGGGGGAGGGCACCCAGGACGGGGUGAUCAGGGCAGCUCCGCAGGACGCCCAGGCCAGGUCAAACACGUGGAAUUCCAAGGGGUGGAAAUACUGUGGACAGGAGGGGAGAAAAGAGACACGCGGCAACCUGUGGAUUUUGAGACUCUGUUGGAAAGGACAACCCCUCCUGAAGGCAAAGAGUUUUCCAAAGCGCCAGGCCAUCCUGUCUCAUAUGCUGGUUUGUGUAAUUCAGCUGGUUUAACUGGGAAUGUUUGGGAUGAAACCCAGGGAGCGCCUGCAGAGAGGCCGGCUGCUGGCUCAGGGCCACUUUCCCCUGUGCCCCUUCUCGAGAGCGGAGAGGAUGAAGUCUUCCUGAGGGACAACAAGGAACAUCUCGAGAAGAAGCCUGGCCUGGAGAGAGACAAGCAAAGGGCUCUUGAGCAAGAGGAGCCCUUGAGGGGCGGGGAGGACGACGUACUCGGGCCCGGGUGUGCGGAGGACCCCACGGACGUGUACAGCUCCCAGUUUGAGGCCGUUUUGGACAACACUUCUCUGUACUACAGCGCUGGGUCCUCGGAGACGUUAUACUCAGAGCCUGACAGCUAUUUCAGCUUUGAAAUGCCCCUCACUCCAAUGAUACAGCAGCGCAUCAAAGAAGGCGGCCAGUUCCUGGAGAGGACGCCGGCGGGGGGCCAGCAGGACAUCCUGAGCGUCUCGGCAGAUGGCGGAGUAGUGAUGGGCUGUUCUGGUGGGAUCACCAACGGGCUGAGCGGCUCCCGCAGCUCUGUCUACUCCAGAGGCACCCCGGAGGCGGCUUUCUGGGGAAGUUCUCACAGCCAUGCUGGGGUGAAAACAGCCCUGCUAGAUGCUCGAUCUGAAAUGGGGAGCACUGACAUUCUGGAGAAGGAGACCUCGGGGAGCCUCAGCAACGGGACCAGCGGCAACGUAGACGCAGCCAGAAGGCUGGCCAGACGCCUUUAUCAGCUGGACAGAUUCAAAAGAUCAGAUGUGGCAAAGCACCUAGGCAAGAACAAUGAAUUUAGCAAACUAGUUGCGGAAGAAUAUUUGAAGUUUUUUGAUUUUACAGGAAUGACACUGGAUCAGUCUCUCAGGUAUUUCUUUAAAGCAUUUUCUCUUGUGGGAGAAACCCAAGAACGAGAGAGAGUUUUAAUACACUUCUCCAAUAGAUAUUUUUAUUGUAACCCAGAUACCAUUGCUUCACAAGAUGGAGUCCAUUGCCUCACCUGUGCAAUGAUGCUUCUUAACACAGAUCUCCACGGCCAUAAUAUCGGAAAGAAGAUGACCUGCCAAGAGUUCAUUGCAAACCUCCAAGGGGUAGAUGAGGGCGGUGAUUUCUCCAAGGAUCUACUGAAAGCUCUGUACAACUCGAUCAAGAAUGAGAAGCUUGAAUGGGCAGUAGAUGAUGAAGAGAAAAAAAAGUCUCCGUCAGAAGGUACUGAUGAGAAAGCUAAUGGAACACAUCCGAAGACCCUCAGCCGUAUUGGGAGCACGACCAACCCAUUCUUGGACAUUCCUCACGACCCAAACGCUGCUGUGUACAAAAGUGGGUUCUUGGCCCGGAAGAUCCACGCAGAUAUGGAUGGGAAGAAGACUCCAAGAGGAAAACGAGGAUGGAAAACCUUCUAUGCUGUACUAAAGGGAACAGUCCUUUACUUGCAAAAGGACGAAUAUAAACCAGAGAAGGCCCUGUCAGAAGAAGACUUGAAGAACGCCGUCAGCGUGCACCACGCGCUCGCAUCCCAGGCCACGGACUAUGAGAAGAAGCCCAACGUGCUCAAGCUUAAAACUGCCGACUGGAGGGUCUUGCUUUUUCAAGCCCAGAGCCCAGAGGAAAUGCAAGGGUGGAUAAACAAAAUUAAUUGUGUGGCAGCUGUGUUUUCGGCACCGCCAUUUCCAGCAGCCAUUGGGUCUCAGAAGAAGUUUAGCCGCCCUCUCUUGCCCGCCACCACAACAAAGUUGUCUCAGGAGGAGCAGCUGAAAUCUCAUGAAAGCAAGCUGAAGCAGAUCGCCACGGAGCUGGCUGAGCACCGCUCCUACCCACCGGACAAGAAAGUCAAAGCCAAGGAGGUGGAUGAGUACAAGCUGAAAGAUCACUACCUGGAGUUUGAGAAAACCCGCUAUGAAACGUACGUCCGUGUCCUGAAAGAGGGAGGCGUGGAGCUCCUGAAUAGCAGCGGGGGGGGCCCCGCAGGCCUGAAGAAGUCACACUCCAGUCCCUCGCUGAACCCAGAUUCGUCCCCGGUCACGGCCAAGGUCAAGCGGAACGUGUCAGAGAGGAAGGACCACCGACCUGAAACGCCGGGCAUUAAGCAAAAAGUUACUUAGAGUCCACCUGCGGCCAGGAAGCGCUGGUCGUGGAGCAAAACAGAGCUUUUCAAGAUCUUUCUGGUAAAUCCGUGAAUAUAUUUAAAAAAAAAAAAGUCUGUGACUAAAGGUGCAUUAGGAACCUUUUCUAUUGUAUAUUUUUGUUAGUUUCUGUACAGAUUGUCUCUUUGCUCUUGAUUUCUUUGCUUUGAUGAUUUUUGCUCCUUGGUAACUAAUGCACCUUUCAUGGGGGGGGGACCAUGAUUCCGGAGUGAGUUCUGUCCCACUCCUCCCCUGGUUUUCUGCCCAGUUGUUUCUGUGUGUUCUCAAUCAGCUGUUACAUUUUUUUUUAAGGUUAAAAAUUUAAUCCAUUGUGAAACACUUAACUGGACAACCUUUGUAGUUUAGAAACUUCUAGCCAGAGUUAAUAUAAGCCUUUUUUAUGUGAACUCUCGCUCAGUCACAGAGGUGGAAUCGAGCACGCGCAGAAGUUCAGUUAAGAGCGCGAGGGAUCGGGAUGUCCCUUGGUGACGUGCCACUGGGUGCGCGUCUGAUCACUUCGUGUUGAGGCCCUGCCUGCUGGGAGCAGGGGAAGGGCGCAAGGACCUCGGGGCCGAGAAUGUAGGAGGCACGUUCCUUGCCUGAGCGCCGAUUCCACCCCAGCCAGUCAGGAGGAGGAAGUGGAGCCCUUUGCCAUUGAAGGCUGAGGGAGGGUGACCGCGAGCUCGUUCUGUUUUCUAAGGGAUAGUGGCAGACUCUUCCGGGAGCUGCAGCAGCAGGCAUGUCUUUGGUCUGCAGGAAGUACGUCCUCCCACUCCCGCAGGGCAAGGAACCAGAACCGUCUGCCCUCAAUACCCUGCCGCUGGGAGUUAGGUUCCUCUGUCUGUGGGCACCGUGUUGUCUCCUGGUUGUGAGACUCUUAGGGUCUUCCUAACAAAAUACUUUUGAAAUGGAACCUCUUUCAUUCUUCCCUUAAUCCAGGCAAAACUUAAAGAAAGGAAAAAGUAGUUUUUGCCUGUAGUUGUUUGGCAAUGGAAUAGUGAUGCUUUGAAAUGUAUCUGAAUCAAGGAAAAGUGACGAGCCUCCCGGUGGCACCAGCAGAGCCGCCUUGUCUGCUCAUCUCGGUCCGUCCCUUCCACCGCCUCUUCCUUCUGCUGUGACCGAGCUUCCCCCUAAAGUCAACCCUUCGUCUUAAAUUCCGUCUUUGUAUUUGCUCAGAACAGUCACAAGCUUGGCCCAGGGACGGUCCCUUUAAAAUUCAGGUGAUAAACAGAACGUUCUCUCACUGACGAAGGGCAGGGGGUGAAAACUGAGCCCAUUGCGAGCUCGAGUUUUCUGAUUUUAAAACCUUGAAACUUUGUGCUCCUUAAACCUAUAACCUGCACCACUUCAUAACUAACGCAGUCCCUCUGGACAUCCUUUUCUGUCCCAUAGAAGCUCACUCGCGUUCCACUCAGCUACUAGUUCAGGUACUCUGACCAAAGAAUCAGGGGCCCUGCGUGCGUGGGCAGCGUGGUGCCAGGGGGUGGGGGUGGGGGGUCUGGGAAGCCCGCGCUCGCCCCCUGGUGCUUUCUAGCGGUAUUUUGUUCUGAUGCGCCAGCGUUUGCACAGGGCUGUGCUUCCUUCAGCUGCGUCAAUGCCCACAUUUGCUGGUGCCCAGAAAAGAGAAACCCCUCGUAAGGGUGCAGCUGCUGGCUCGUGGGAACUGGGUUUGCCACACCUUCAGAAAACUCCCUCUCGCCCUCUGUCUUGUUUAGGUAAGGGCAGUGAUUACAUUUGUUUCAAAGCCUAGAAAGAAACAGGGUGGUUACCACCAUGGCCUGUGGACCUGAGUCCCUUUUGUGGCUUCUGACUGAACCCAGGAUUUCUGCAAGGGCGUCAUCUGCCUUUCUAGAGUCUGAAUCGCCGGCCUCGUGUUUUCUGCCCAGAUCUCUCUCCUGAGGGGAAGGAGGUGCCGAGACCGUGUCAUCCCUGAGCAUCAGAACCAAGGAACAAGUGUCCCUGGCUGGCUUGAACGCGUGUGCUCACAGUCGCGUGUGUCCGUGCGUGCAGCGUCGUGUGUCUCGCUCAGAGUUUGUGCUUCCCGUGGGGCGGUCCUUGCCGCAGCGUUUGGGCCUUGGGGUAGCUCUGCGGCGCCCGCUCAGCCCCAGCCCCACGGCCGCGUCGUGCUUGUCGCAGGGCUCCCCAGUGCCGUGUCCGGGAACUUCCGGGCGUGCUGGUAGCUGCUGGUGAGGAGGGCACGUGUGGAGCUGGGGUGCAUACAGAGCGUUCGCAGAGUUUACCUGGAAGACCAGCUGCAGAGGUGGUUUGCGAGCCGGGACCCCACGCUGCCCUGGCGCAACGUUGUCGGCCCGCCUCUAGGGGCUGGGCUGGGACCCCUCCCCCCGAGGCCUCCGUACUGUCUGGUGUCGGCACCCCAGCAGGCCAGGAGCUCAUCCUGCCCGAGGCAGGCCCCCCACCUGACGAGAUUCUGAGGCUCUUGCCCGUAGUCAGUCAUGUUUUCUUUUGUGAUCAUCUUUUUCCCGUGGUAUCUCAUCAGGAGACACUGAAGACAUUCCUUCCCUUUCUCAGCUUCUGCGAGGCUGCUGCCCAGCUCACGGUACAGGGGAGCCCUCCGCUCCUUUCCUCCUGGAGGUACUGCCCCCCACCCUUUACCCAGACCUCAGCGCCAGGGGCCUGACAUGCCUCUCCGUCCGAUAAGUCCUUGUUCCUCAUCACAUAGACACACUUAAUUCUUAGCACAGAAAAUCUGGAGAGUCGUCACAGUAUCUUGGUGAUCUCUUGUUGCAGAACUGCCCAAAGAAGUGGCCUGUGGAUGAAAUUGAAGGGUUUUGGGGCUGGUUCCCUCACCGCACAUGUUGUGGCAUUUGCAGGAGGUGUCAGGAAUUCCUUGCUCACAAUCAAAACUUAAUUACCAGCAUGCAGAGUCCUUAUUUUGUUGCCAGCCAUAGACAUUAUUUGAAGCACGCUAUUUAGAAACAUCAUUUGCUGACUCUUAGCAAUGCCUGAUUAAACCAAGCAGUACUUCUGCACAUUUUAAUUGAUCUCAGCAAAAGCAGCGCGUGGGGGUGUCCCCCAUGGAUCUGCAGUCCCGGAUCCCGGGAACCUCUCCCAUGGCCCUCAGGUAGAGAGGGCGGGGUCAGCAGUGCAGGACCCUCUGUGUUCCAUCCUGACGGUGAGGACUGCUCCUAGUCAGACGUGAUGCGAGGGACUUCAUUCCGGGAGAGAGAACUUGGCUGGCUUUCCGGGGCCAAGCUAGGGGUAGUGGUCUCCCUGCGGCCAAAGCACAGAACUGAUAAGCGUUUACACACCCAGCAGGGAAGGAGCCUUGUGCAGGCCUGGCCUGCUGUCCCCAGCAUCCUGGAAAGAGCCAGGAGGUCAUCCUUACGGAGGCGGGGCCUGCUUGACCCUGAGCUGUACCUCUUCUCCGCCUUUAUCCCUAAUCCCAGUCAGUUGGAAGAAAACUGACAUUUAAGAGGUUUCUCCUUGGUCUCACCCUCAGGACUCUCGUGGGUUUAGUUAGUAGUCAUUGGAAUCGCAUUCUCUGGCAGUUUUCCUUGGAGUCAUCAGUCAGGCUCUCUCAGCCUGAGUUCUCAGGUUGUGUCUCGGGCUCGCAGGCCCCGAUCUCUGUAGUUUAGCUGUCGGGGGCCCGGAGCAAGUUUUCAGCAGGUUGGCGGCCAGCGUCCUUCACUUCAGGAGUGGGCGAUCCCCGACCGCUUCACUUUGCCGUCAGCAGGGUGUUGCAGCCGUAGGAGGAGCGCCGUUAAACCGGAACCAAAGUGGCUCCCCGGACGUGUUGAGCGUUGGGCCCAGUGAGCGGCCAUCGUGGCUUUGGGUUUAAGUUUCCCACAGCAUCUGCUCCAACAGACAAAGACCAGUCAGCUCUGUAGGUAGAGAAGCGUCUGGGCCUUCCUGGCUCCACAGCUCUCUGGCUGUCUCUCCUCCCAGGCCAUCAGCCUGCCCGGGGCAACAGGUGUCUCCAUCGGCCUUUGACAUCUUCUGCCAUCCCAUCCAGAGGCCUUUAGCGGCCACUCUUGCACCACAGAAUAACCCCAGCAGCGACGGAGCGCUUCCCAGGGUCUCAGUCUCACAAGGAGGACUCGGUCCAAAGCCAUCGCCAUUUUCCUUUUGUGCCCAGGUGGGUGUCCUCUGCCCUGGACAGUGACAGGCCAGUGCCUGCAGGGGGUGUCUUCAGAAAGCGAGUGUCCUAAAGACUUGAAUCCGCGUGACGGUUUACAGACCAGAAUGCAGCAGCAAGAAAAUACUGCAGGUUAAGUCGUAUAUGCAGUAGGGUUCCCUAAGUCUCUGUGGCUCUUCCUUUGUAAUUUACGUGUGUAUCUGUAACAUCGCAGGCUUUUGGAGAAUAUUCACGUAGAUCGUCUGUCAACAGCAAAGAAUACGCUUCUUGUCACCCGCCAGUGUCCUAGUGGGUGUUUGUAAUUGUGUGUGUACCUGUGUGUCCGUGUGUAGAUUGUACAUCAGUGUACAGUGUGUGUAUGUCAAAUGUAUGUGUCCGUAACCAGUGUGAAUGGAAAGCAAGUAAAAACCUCACAGGACUGAGUGUAUAAUGCAGUUUUUGAGAGUCUGUAUAGUGGUACUGUUUUAUUACACUUAAAGUCAAAGGAUAUUUUGAUUAAUUUUUUUAAUAAUAAGAUUUUAUGCUAGAAAAUUUAGUCUUUGAGCUUUGAAUCACCAGGGCAAAUAUGACUCUGAACUAACUGUUGAACUAGCUCAGCGUACUGUGUGCAGUACCAAGGGGGUAGCUCAUUAUAACUUCGCUUUACAGAAAGAAACACACACACAGCCUGAGCUUUCUUAGCAAUUGCAGUAUUAAAGCACUUAAAGUCAAACUGGCAGUUUGGGGCUUCUUACAAAAUGUGAUGCUGUAAAGCACACGUUCUUUAUUGUUGUAAUUAGUCCAGAAAAACAGCUUUCAGAAGAGCGCAGUGAGUGGCAGGUGUCACCUACACACCGCGUCCGUUUUCACAGUAGCUCAGACCACUCCGAGCACCACGUCCUCGCCUCUGCACCUCGGGAAAUGCUCCAGCCACUGGAGUCGCUCGGGGCUCCCCAGGACGGGGUUCCGUCGCACGAAUCAGCGUCUCAUCACAGGUGAAAGAAGUUUAGGACAGGCUAUGGACCAGCUUGAAACUUUAAUAUUUUUAUACUUAGAUCUCUCUUCCUGCCUCUCCCCAAAGAAGACCCACUGGCCUUAGCUGUCUGAGCUUGCCGCUUACCAUACAGUGUAUACAUAGAUAACUAGAGAUUAAAAUUUUAUUACCCAGCAUGUUGGUGUAUUUACAGCAGAGCUGAGUGCGUGUGAGUGAGUUGUUGAGGGCGGUGUAUGUGUCUGAACACCGCCUGGCGCUCCUGUGUCCCACUCGGGGGGGCCGCGUUGUGGGGCGCGAGGCUCGUCCCCGCCCCAGGCUGCAGGAGUGGUGGUCGCGACACUUGAAGUUUUUAAAUGAACUCUAGAGUCUCAAAUUAUUUUUGCAAAUGUAUCCUACGUCCUAACCCUCGUUGGCGUGCGGUGCGCUGGCUUUGUGGCUGUCCAGCAAGGUCUUCGUUCCACAAGAGUGUGUUUCCUUCUAAGAACUGUAGUGAUUUGCAAAAACCUCCAUCUGAUUCGGAAAUUGUCUACAAAAGGAGUACCAAACAUCAAAAAGUUUACUUUGGGGCCUUCGUUAUUUGAAAUGUUUGGACUUUUCAUAGAAAGCCAAGUAACCAUUUGGCCUGGAUGGUACCUACUUGGUGGAAAGUAUAUAUGCACAUUGACUUUUAAUGCCACCAGGAGACUUUCUGAAAUUGUAGGAACGAAAGGAAUUAGACCAACUGAAGUGGGGGGUGCGGGGCAGCGUGUGAGGCACUGAGCUUCCACCCGAGGGGGACGGCGGAUGGCCGGUCUGCUCCUGAGAGCCCCAGGACCAGUUUACUGUCCCCUCGGUGUGUGCGGGGACAGGCACACGUCCGGGCCUCCGGAGCGCGUGCAUACGCUCGCACCGUGUGCACAGUGGCUGUUGUCAGUUAUGUGAGAGCUGCACCGGGAGGGGGCCGUGGUAUGACCUGCUGAUGCGCUGGGCUGUGGGGCUGGAGAUGGGGAGUGAGGGCAGGUGUCCCUUCGCUGGGCGGAGUACUGAGCCUUCACGAGCAGAGUGAGAAAAAUAAGCACCUUAACUUCAGAUCCUGAAGUGUUGCUUCCAAGAAGGAAUUCGGAGUCCCACUGAGGCUGGGACACCCCCAAGGAGCCCAGCACGAAGCUCAGCUCGGGACCGCACCGCAGGCCGGGGCUCCCCUCUGGCACCCCAGAGAUGGGGCCUUGUCUCUCUUCCCCGCCCCCCUCCUGGAGCCACGAGCACAGCUGGUCUGGUCCACGUGCUCCUUCCUGGGCUGCAGGAACCCAGCUGUCCUCAUGGGCCAAGCCUGCAGAGGGGGACUGAGUCACUGGCAGGGACACGUAAUAAAGGUACGAAGAAAACGCCCCGAUGAAGCCAACACCCUGUGUUUUGUCUUUGCAAGAAAAGAGCUGGCGUGUUGAGCCGUAAGCAGGGAAGGGUGGUCUCCCUGCCGUCGGCCUUGAGGACAGGCAGGCAGAAGGGCAAUGCUUUGCCUUCUUUACCAUAAAGCCAGCCUCUCACGGUUCCAGCCUGUUAACCGGGGUUCAAACACUUUGGCAGAGUGGCACGCCCCUCUGCCUGCAGAGUUUUCUGCACCAAUCCCUUCCGUUUCCCUGCAGCCCUGGUGCCAUGUGUCCCUGCAAAUUGUGCACGUGGUUAGCGAUCAGAUAGCAGACUGCUCCUUCUCCGUGGCCACACUCAGCAUUAGCGGACCUGGAGGAGCUAACGGUACUGUCCCUGUGCUGGGAACCCGCACCUCCCCGCCCACCGGCCUCCCAAGGAAGGGCCGUCUCCCGGAAAGGACGGCGUCUGCGGUGGCCGCCUUGGGAAUGGAACAGUGAUUUAUGUGGAUGUUGUUAACGUGUUUAAAGAAUAUUUUGGAAAUUCAGUUUACAUUCUACAGUUGCUUUAUUUUUUCUGGAAAUAGAUGUACAUAAAUACUCCCCCAUCUCUCUGCCAUUCAAGUAGAGCGAACCGGUGUGGACAGUGAGUCGUCUGCCGUGCGUAGAAGCUGCGACCUAUAGAUACAUUUCUCUACCGCGUACGUGUUCCUGGAUAUAACUGUUCCUGUGUUUUUAUAAGUUGGGGCUAAUUUGUUGUUUGACAGCAACAACCUUUAUUGCAUUUAGAUGGUUUUUAUGUCAGAGAAAUCAUGCAAAACAGUGAAGGAUUUAACACCUGUAUAUGAUAUAUGUAAAUGUACAAACUUCAGAAAGAAAUAAAUCCAACAAAUUUCAAUCGUU